UAUAUACAUAUAGAUAUAUUUAAAUAAAUAAACAACUACUUUCUCUCUUUCAUCUGAUAAAUGUCACAAAUAUGAUGAAUAUAUUAUAAUCUAGCCCACUUGAUAUUUUAACAUUAUUUUAGUCCAUUGUAAUAACAUGUCGUCAAGCUAGAAAUGUUCUCUCAUUAGGUCAUAAAAUCAGAUUUAAAAAAAUACAGUUAAGUAAAAAAAACACUAAAUGAAGUACCAUUCAAACUCGAGUGUACUUAAAUUACAAUUAGAUAAUCAAUUAUUAAGAGUAACAAAUUAAAAGUAUAAAUGAAAGUGAAAGAAAGCGGAUAAAAGUUGACAUAAAUGCAAAUGUGAUCUUAAAAGAAGCUUUGAUGGGAUUUUGUCAAAGCUGAUUUUUUUUUUUUACCGACCUGUCAAUCAACAUCACCCCCCCCCUCCCCUUUAAGCCCCGCCCCCCGCUGGCAGCUGUUGUAUAAAAGCUGCUGAUACACUUUGUAAAGCCCACUUUCGAACCUCCUCACUGCUGUUGUUAUCAUCAUCAUUAUUAUUAUUGCUAUUAUUCACACUAGCAGGGACGAUGCCAGCCUCACCAGCCGACUUCGGAGCCUUCUUCCUGGACCGCAGCGUGCCGGGACUCGGCCUGGGCGCCCCCGGCUACCAGCUGCCGGUGCUGGGGGUCCAGCAGCAGCAUCUGGCAACCCUGGCGGCCGCCGUGCCCGUCACUUACUCCGGACUACACGGAUACAACUUCAUCCCCUUGGCGGCACAACAACACCACCACAGACACCUCGCACACUUGGGCAAUGGCUUCGACCUGAAGACCUCCCCCUACCACCACCACGCUCUUUUGGCACGCGGGGGUCCCUUCUUCUCGCCCUACCGGGCUGGCACGGCCGAGGACCCUGGACGCGGGGGUGCCAAGGUGGCCACCCGCGAGAGUACAGGGGCGCUGAAGGCGUGGCUCAGCGAGCACCUGAAGAACCCUUACCCCACUAAAGGUGAGAAGGUCAUGCUGGCCAUCAUCACCAAGAUGAGCCUGACGCAGGUCUCCACCUGGUUUGCCAACGCCCGCCGCCGCCUGAAGAAGGAGAACCGGGUCAGCUGGGCCUCCUCCAGGUCAAAGUCUGACGAGGAGGACGAGGAGCAGGAGAGCGAUGAAGAGGAGGAGGAGGAAGAGGAGCAUCCUGCAGAAGGAGCCCAGGAGAAGACUUCGGAGGCGACCUCGCAGCCUCCGCCUGUGGAAACUCCUCCGGACGGCAAAGACACGCCCAAACCCAAAAUCUGGUCCCUGGCCGAGACCGCCACCUCAGAGUCGGCAAAGACGGAGCACACGUAUCAGACCGCGGGCAGGAUGUGGGCGGAGUGGGCCUCCAGGGGCGCCCUGGUGGUCCCCGCCUCUUACACCCAGAACCACUGAGCAAAGCCCUUGUGGACUUAAAGCAUUGACGCACUUUAAUACACCAAAGAUGUUUUAUGUAAAGAAAUUAUUUUUUAUACACAUGUAAAUUAUAUUUCCUUCUCUCCAACAAAUAGUUUUACUUCAAUAAAAUUUCAUUCAAGACAAAAA
Nerophis ophidion (straightnose pipefish) is the source of this 1558-nucleotide messenger RNA. RefSeq names its product iroquois homeobox 7 (gene irx7). Gene Ontology annotation, biological process: cell development; regulation of transcription by RNA polymerase II; neuron differentiation. The record is from RefSeq and is a predicted model, not a curated record. The transcript is spliced from 2 exons. The coding region runs from base 569 to 1408 and encodes 279 amino acids. Lineage: Eukaryota; Metazoa; Chordata; Actinopteri; Syngnathiformes; Syngnathidae. Gene Ontology annotation, cellular component: nucleus. Gene Ontology annotation, molecular function: RNA polymerase II cis-regulatory region sequence-specific DNA binding; DNA-binding transcription factor activity, RNA polymerase II-specific.